Molecule: messenger RNA, 1335 nt
Organism: Tetrahymena thermophila SB210
Lineage: Eukaryota; Ciliophora; Oligohymenophorea; Hymenostomatida; Tetrahymenidae
Product: acyl-CoA thioester hydrolase
Exons: 5
Biological process (GO): acyl-CoA metabolic process
Molecular function (GO): fatty acyl-CoA hydrolase activity
Source: RefSeq, a predicted model, not a curated record
AUGGAAAGAAUUUAAGAGAUAAGCAGAUAAAUCAUUUAAAAUAAACUCAAUGAAGAUGACCAUAUAAAUGACAACUCUAAGCUCUUGUUGUACUUCAAGAAGCAAAUGAGCUUGAUCAAGCAUACUAAAUCGAUGAUGAUAGUUAACUUAGAAAACACUGAAAGGUUCGUAGAAACUGAACAAAUCAGAUUAAGCGAUUAUGCAGCUUAAACACUCAAUACAUCUGAAAUAUAUUUGUAUAAGUAAAGUUUGCUUGAGCAAAAGAAAGAUAAUGCUAGAUCACCAAAAUAAGGUUGGUUUUAUUUGAAAAUGCCUUUCUCCACCGAUGAGUCACUUCAGUUCAGAUUUUCCAAUAUUGAUGGCACAACGAUGAGAACUGGAAAGAUUCUUGAGCUUAUGGAUUAUUGUGCAGGAAUUGUGUCAUUUAGACAUACAUAUAGUCCUGAAACAGGCCUUACUCCUACUAAUAUAGUCACAGGCUGCUUAGAUAACGUCAGAUUUUUUUAAAAUAAUAUUCCAAUAAAUGAAGAUUUGUACGCUCAAGGUUAUCCCACUUGGGUUGGAAGCACUUCACUAGAAGUGAGAGUUGAUUUAUUUGGUAAGAAAUAAAAUCCAAAAAAUUAAAAAGACCAAUGGGAUCUUUAUGUAUCUGCCUUCUUUUUAAUGGUAGCGAAAGGGAAAGUUAGCCAAUCAAACUAUCAACUGCCAUAGUUAGAUUUCGAUAAAGAUGAAGAUUUCGAAAAGUUUUAACUUAGAUGGGAAAUGGGUAAAGCUCAUCAAGCAGAAAGACUUAAGUAAAAAAACAAUAAUUUAAUAAAAAAUCCUCCUACAGCUGAAGAGUCUCUUUUAUUACAUAAAAUUUGGCAAUUGACCAAGUAGUCUCCAAAAAGUUUUACAAGAAUAAAACAUACUUAAACCUCUAAAUAAAUUGUCAUGCAUCAUUAAGAUAAAAAUAUUUACAUGAAAGUAUUUGGUGGGGUUGUCUUGAGAGAAGCAUAUGAUUCAGCAUUCUCUGCCAUAUACUUAUUUUCUGGAGAAGAACCUGAACUUUUCCAUAUAGAUGACGUUUCGUUUUUAACCGGAGUUGAUAUUGGUAGCUUAGUAAACUACCAUGCAUAUAUCACUUACACUGAAAAGCACCUAGCACAUGUUAAAGUUGUAAUAACUAAAAUCGAACCAUGCGACGAAUAGAAUAAAAUAUACAAAACAUCUGAAGUGCAUAUCACGAUGUUUUCUAAAAAAGAGUUAAAAUAAGUUUAUCCAAAAUCAUAUGAAGAAUAAAUAGAUUAUCUGGAAGGUAAAAGAAGAAUAACUCAUAUUUCAAACACAAUUUGA